GCGAGUUCUCUCAGUGCCAGUGAAGGGUUUUAACCUGAGGAAGGUAUUAUGGAGUUAGAGGAUAAACCCUUAUGAAAGAUGUUGAGUCAGGUAUAUCUGUGUGUGUGUGUGUGUGUCAGGGCUUAUCGUCCACUUCUCCAUCAGACACUGGGCGUCCGAACCCCUCUCCCGAACCUCAUGACUCUGUAAGCGAACUCCUCCAGUCUCCCGGCGCUGAGCUCCGAUGCUCUCGCUGUGACUCUCCAUCAUCUCUCCUCGGCUCGUUCUCAGUGCUCGCUCUGCUCGUCAUGGACAUCGGAGGCUUGACCACGGUGGUGGCGAACUCGGCGUACAUCUCGGCGCGCGGGAGUUUCGACGGAUCCGCAAACCCGGCGGCCAACCGGGACAAGAAGUACCACGCCAAACUGAAGCUCCCGCACAUCACCGUGUGCGAAGACCUGCGGGAAACCCUGGACCUGCAGUUCCAGAGCAUCUGCGUGGAGCAGCCGAUCGGCAAGCGCCUGUUCCAGGAGUACCUGGAGACCACCAACGAGUACAAGGGCCCGAGCCGCCUCUGGAAAGACGUGGAGGCGUACGACACGGCCGAGGAUAAAGACCGGGCUCAGAAAGCCGGGAAAAUCCUCCAGCGCUACAUGGAGCCGUCGGCGAAGCUCUUCUGCCCGUUCCUCCCGGAGAACAGCAUCACGAAGGUGAAGGAGCGGCACCAGGAGGCGGUGGACGACCUGUUCGUGGAGAUCUCGGCGUGCGUGUUCGACUUCCUCAAAGAGGUUCCCUUCACCUUCUACCUGGAGACCAUGUACUUUAAGCGCUUCUUGCAGUGGAAGUGGCUGGAGAUGCAGCCGAUCGGAGAGGACUGGUUCCUGGACUUCCGGGUUCUGGGAAAGGGAGGAUUCGGAGAGGUGUCCGCCUGUCAGAUGAAGGGCUCCGGGAAGCUGUACGCCUGCAAGAAGCUCAACAAGAAGAGGCUGAAGAAGAGGAAAGGCUAUGAGGGAGCGAUGGUGGAGAAACGGAUCCUGGCUCGAGUUCACAGUCAGUUCAUCGUGUCUCUGGCGUACGCCUUCCAGACCAAAACUGAGCUCUGUCUGGUGAUGACCAUCAUGAACGGAGGAGACCUGAGGUACCACAUCUAUAACGUGGAUGAGAAUAACCCCGGGUUCUCGGAGGCCAGAGCCUGUUAUUACUCGGCUCAGAUCAUCCAGGGAAUGGAGCAUCUCCACCAGAAGAGGAUCAUCUACCGAGACCUGAAGCCGGAGAACGUCCUGCUGGAUAACGAAGGGAACGUCAGGAUCUCUGAUCUGGGAUUGGCUGUGGAACUGGCGGACGGCCAGCAGAAGAUCAAGGGUUACGCUGGAACUCCAGGGUUCAUGGCCCCGGAGCUGCUGAAGGGGGAAGAGUAUGAUUACUCCGUGGAUUACUUCACUCUCGGGGUCACGCUGUUCGAGUUCAUCGCCGCUAAAGGACCGUUCAGGACUCGCGGAGAGAAGGUGGAGAAUAAAGAGGUGAAGAAGCGGAUCCUGAACGACCCCGUGACCUUCCCGGAGAAGUUCAGCGAGAACGCCAAGUCCAUCUGUGAGGGGUUACUGGCUAAAGAAGUGGACAAGAGACUGGGCUUCAAGAACGGCUCGUGUGAUGAACUGCGCGCUCAUCCGUUCUUCAGCGAACUCAACUGGAGGAAACUCGACGCAGGGAUUCUUCCUCCUCCGUUCGUCCCGGAUUCGAAGACGGUUUACGCCAAAGAUCUGGACGACGUGGGCGCGUUCUCCACGGUGAAGGGGGUCGGCCUGGAGGACGACGACAAGAGCUUCUUCGACGAGUUUGCGUCGGGAAACAUCUCGAUCCCGUGGCAGGAGGAGAUGAUCGAGACGGGCAUGUUCGGCGAGCUGAACCUGUGGGGUCCGAACGGGACGGUGCCGAACGACCUGCGCCGAGAGUCGAUCCUGGAGCAGCCGCCCAAAUCCUCCACCUGCAGCGUCUCAUAAUCACACACACACACACACACACACAAACACACACACACUCCACCUGCAGCGUCUCAUAAUCACACACACACACACACACACACACCUGCAGCGUCUCAUAAUCACACACACACACACUCCACCUGCAGCGUCUCAUAAUCACACACACACACACACUCCACCUGCAGCGUCUCAUAAUCACACACACACACACACACAAACACACACACACUCCACCUGCAGCGUCUCAUAAUCACACACACACACAC
This is a messenger RNA of Rhinichthys klamathensis goyatoka, 2227 nucleotides long. It is a transcript of the gene grk1a, whose product is annotated as G protein-coupled receptor kinase 1 a. The record is from RefSeq and is a predicted model, not a curated record. Lineage: Eukaryota; Metazoa; Chordata; Actinopteri; Cypriniformes; Leuciscidae. Gene Ontology annotation, molecular function: ATP binding; rhodopsin kinase activity. The transcript is spliced from 8 exons. The coding region runs from base 72 to 1979 and encodes 635 amino acids. Gene Ontology annotation, cellular component: cytoplasm. Gene Ontology annotation, biological process: visual perception; protein phosphorylation; signal transduction.